Molecule: messenger RNA, 3614 nt
Organism: Eimeria necatrix
Lineage: Eukaryota; Apicomplexa; Conoidasida; Eucoccidiorida; Eimeriidae
Exons: 8
Source: RefSeq, a predicted model, not a curated record
CGGGGGCCUGCGAAGAGCGGCUGGUGAACGGCGAGUACUUGGGCUGUCAGAACCGCACGCGGGGCGGACUGCGCUGCCAAGUGUGGGGCCGGCAGCAGCCGCACCGCCACUUGCUGCAGCAGCAGCAGCAGCAGCAGCAGUUCCACAACUUCUGCAGAAACCCCAACAAAGAAAACCACAUUUGGUGCUUCACGCAGGACCCCGACGUCCGCUCCGACGUCUGCGACCCCCUCGGGGUGAGCCGGGUGUACGUACAGCCGGGCAGCACUGUCUCCAUCGAGUUCGCGGGGAAGGGACUGUCUCCUUACAAGGCCGUGCGGCUGUUUCAGGAGGAGACAGGAGACUCUUCGGACCCCGCAGCAGCAGCAGCAGCAGCAGCAGCAGCAGCAGCAGCAGCAGCAGGGGGGGGGGCGGUGUGUGGGGCCCCACAGCUGCGGCUGGCCCGCGGGGUGUACGUACCCAGCGACGAGUGGGGAGUCCCCACGGAGACCCCCGAGAGUCUCCUCGAAGAGGGCCUCGUCCAAACCCUAAUUUGGAGACACUUCGAAAUCGGAGACACUUCUCGAGGGUCUCUUUUGAUUUGCAUUUGCGACUUCGAGUUUGUUGCAAACGGAGACUUCUCUCAAAACGGCACUUGCACGCAGCCCCAGGACUUCAACAUCCACGCCGGAAGACUCACUGGUUUGUGGUUUGCAGGGCCGAUUCCGUCGGAACUGAAGGUGCUGCCAACGUACGAAACGGGGAGUCCCUUCGCGCUGUCCCUCGCAGGUGUGGGGUUUGGAAAAGGAGACAGAAUAGACAUCUUCAGAGGAGGAGACAGCAGCAAGUGUCUCCUUCGGCACUUGGGGCAGACCCUGCGGGCCCUGGAGGGGCACUUGGGGCCCCGGGGGGCCCCCGGGGGGGCCCCCGGGGGGGCCCCCCGCGGCCUCGCGGGGGCCUGGCUCCGCGGGGCCUUUACCCUCGAAAAAAGUGUCUCCUUUGUCUCCUUUUCCGAAGGCCACAGCGACUACCUCGUGGGCCAAACGGAGACAGUCUCCUUGGGGACUUUGGAGGACUUUGUGGUUUGGUUUGACCUGUCGAAGCGGCUGGUGGUCCCCUACGCGGUCUCCGCCGCGGGAGCCAACGAGACUCUGUUUUCUUUGUUUGUGCUGCACGGAGGGUCUCCUUUGGAUUUGGAGACUGUCUCCUUUUGCCUCAAGGAGACUGCAGCAAAAGGAGACACUAAUGAAGCAGCAGCAAAAGGAGACACUCAGGAAGCAGCAGCAAAAGGCGACUCUAAGGAAGCAGCAGCAAAAGGAGACUCUAAGGAAGCAGCAGCAAAAGGAGACACAAAGGGGACUGCAGCAAAAGGAGACACAAAGGGGACUGCAGCAAAAGGAGACACUAAGGAGACACUUUGCCGAGGAGACACUUUGGCCGCUUCUGCUGCUGUCUCCAGCUUCCAGCAGCGCGCAGACCGCCAGGUCAUUCGCGCCAGCGGCUUGCUGCUGCGGCCAGGCCCCUCGCGAGCCCUCAGCAGCGGGACGGAGUUGGACGUUUGUUUGGAGACAAAAGGAGACACAAAAGGAGACAGCAAAGGAGACACAAAAGGAGACACUUUUGUCUUUCUGGGGAGAGCAGUGGUGGCGGAGUUUGGACUCUACGAGCCGUGGCAAGUCUCGGAGCUGGAGGGGGCCCCCGGGGGGGCCCCCUCGCAGCAGCAGGGGGCCCCCGGGGGGGCCCCCGGGGGGGCCCCCCUGGGGGCCCCCGGGGGGGCCCCCUCGCAGGAACAGGGGGCCCCCGGGGGGCCCCCCCUGAGCGUACACCCCAUGGUCGUCGGGAGGUACAGUCCCCUCGGGUACCACUGGCUGCAAGGAGACAGGAGAUGGGCCUUGUUGGACUUGGAAGAAGUUUUUAUUUCUGGACUUUUUGCAAAGACAAUAACUCUGGAGUUGUACAAAGAAGAGCUGCGGCUGCUGCUGUGGGGUGCUGCGGAUGUGUCUCCUUUGAAGUUGGGGACAGUUCGGAGACAGGGCUGGACUGCAGCAGCAGCAGACGUCACCUUCGAGCGCUGUCUCCUUUACGUCGCGGAGACAGUCCCUGCUGCUGCUGCUGCUGCUGCUGCUGCUGCUGCUGCUGCUGUCUCCAAGUACGAGUUCGGGGACGAGGGCCACCUGGGAGUGGACCUGCUGGUGCCGGGUUCUGUCUCCUCUUCGUGGUUUUCAGUGUCUCCUUCCGGAGUCUCCGGGGAGACUCUGGGUUUCGUGUUGCUGCCGUUUGUGGUGGAGACGGGAGAGACAGUCUCCUCUUUGGAGUCCGCGCGGCUGGCGGCCUUCCGCUGCAGUUUGGAGACAGUCUCCACGCAAAGUGUCUCCUUGCAGCAAACCGCCGUGGCCCCGGCCUUCACCUACGCCCAGAGCGACUUCUACAGCGUCGGAGACAGCCGCAGUUUGGAGCCAGUGGUGGCGGGAGGGACUGUCUCCUCUUCAGCUUUUAGGUCUUUUGUUUUAAAUCCGAAUUCCGCAAACUUUUCCUUUAUUAACUCCAUUGCUGCUGUCGAACCCCACAAGGGGACACUUGUGCUGCAGCUGUCUCCUUCUGAGGAGCCGCAGGUCGAAGUCGAAGUCCGCGGCCAGGGCCUCGUGAACUUCGUCUCCGCAACUGUCUCCUUUCGACUUGCAUGCAAAAACGGACAUUUUCUAAAACACGGAAUGUGUCCAAAGUGUCCCCUCGGGACUUUUAAUUCCGUCAGUUUAAUCAAACAGACUUUCGAGGCCAACGCACGCGCAUGCACGCAGUGUACGUACACCACAAGCACUGUCUCCGAAGGAUCCUCCAGCCCCGAACAGUGUCUCUGCAAAAAGGGACACUUCCCCAACCCGGACCCCCUCGCAGACGUCCCCUGUCUCCCCUGCCCCCCAGGGACGUGGAAAGACACGGUGUCGAACUCGGGGUGUAUGGGCAGCGGGUGUCCCGCCAACUCCAGCAGCAACGUCGUCGGAGCUGUCUCCGCAGCAGACAGGAAAUGCGCUUGCAACCCCGGCUACAUCUGGAGCAACAGCCUGCGCGGCUGCGUCUUAACUCCUCCGGGGAUGUUUUCUCCUGGGGGUUAUUUGGCAGCUGGUUUCGAGUGUCCCCUCAACACGACAACUGUCUCCGUGACCAGUGGUCCAUUUGCUGCAGUUGGAGACUGCGCAUGCAGUGUGGGGUUUGCGCCUGCGCGCGGGGAUCGUCUCCUCGAUCCCAGCUCCGCGGAGCACCGCUUCCGGAGCUGGAUACGAUCGAUCCCCGAGUUCGCGGGAGUCGGAGACUCCCAGAUAUGUGUCCCCUGCGGACCCCACAGCUUCAAGGAGACAGUUGGCGCAGCAGGCUGCAGCAGCUGCCCCGCUGCUGCCUACUGCAGCAGCAGCAGCAGCAGCAGCAAACGCAGCUGCAGCCGCUGCAGCCCCGGCUUCUACCCCACCGAAAACGAAGACAUCCCCUGCGGAAAGUGUCCCCUCAACAGCUUCUGUGUGGGGUCCAGUCCCCUCCAAGUGUCUCUUUUUCCCUUCAGAGACUCCAAACAAAAGUGUCCCUCCGAGGCCCUCACGCUGCCCCUCGACGCCCCCAACGACCACCCCCUCAAGUGCCUGUGA